AUGGAAUAUGUUCGAUUUUAUGGAACAAUUAAUAAUGGAAAUACAAUGUUUGGAAGUAGUAUUCCUGUAGAUUGUCAAGGUUGGUCACAGAUUUUGAAUAUCGGUACACUUCCACCACCAGGAGAAUCGGAUCGACCUGGAAUCUAUUUUUUCUUUGAAAAAGAAAAACAAAUCAGAAGUGAGGAAAAGCCAUUUAAUAUGGUAGUUAGCUAUGUUGGUAUUGCAAGUGGAUUGCUAUUCGAUGAACUACAAGAUGUUUUCAAUUCACUAGAGAGUACAACUAUAAAUCCAUCGCUAACCAAUUGUACUCAUUAUAUUUACUAUGCAUUUCCAACUAGCUAUAUCAUACACCCACUGCUAUUCCUCUAUAAGCAAGUUUUAGAAUCGAUAUUCUAUUUUCCAUCACAAAACAUUAAUAUCAAUGGAUUCAAUAAUAAUGGUACGUUGUUGGAUGGUGAACUAGUGGAUAUCAUUCCGAUAAUGGAAUGUAUUUUAAAUUCAAAAUUUCAAGAUCUUCCAUCUCUAUUUAAAUUAAACGAAUUACUUUGUCAUGUACCAUCGGAACAGCGGAUCAAUAUUCAAUCUCUACUGGCAAAUACACAUUUAUGUCAGAAUCAAUUAUAUAAACAAUCAAAUCUUAUUUAUAAAUAUUUAGAAGUUGUUGAAAAGUUAAAACUAUCACAUCAGCAACUACAACAACAACAACAGUCACAACAAGAAUUGAUUCAACAAGAUCAAGUUUUACCAAUGGAAAACACCAAUAUUCAACAAACAUUGGAAAUAGAAUCAUCCAAUCCAACUUUAGACCCAUUUGGAUUCACUCACUUAAAUAAUGUAAUUAGGAGAGCAAUACUUAAAGAAUUAAAUAAUGAAUAA
Molecule: messenger RNA, 876 nt
Organism: Heterostelium album PN500
Lineage: Eukaryota; Evosea; Eumycetozoa; Acytosteliales; Acytosteliaceae
Exons: 1
Coding region: 1-876 (291 amino acids)
Source: RefSeq, a predicted model, not a curated record